ACUUAGGGGAUUCGAUUCAAUGGGAAGUGAGGUAUAAGUACACCAUAGCCUCACAUCUUUAACACUUCAUAGCAAAAAAAACAUCUUGUUUUCUCUAUCAUUUUCAUUUUCCUCUCCCAACAAAAACACCCAAAAGAAACUCUCUCGAUUUCAGCGCCGGAGAUGGAUUUCCACAGCCUUCUCAGAAGAGAUCUUCAGUUUCUCUGCAAGAGGAACAAAAUCCCAGCUAAUAUGACCAAUGUUGCCAUGGCCGAUGCUCUCGAUGCUCUUGAGAUCGUUGAAGGUCUUGAUGAAUACAUGAGUCAAUCCGUGCAGUCUCCAACUAGUGUAGCUAAGCAACCGCCAAAUACUGCUACUAGAGCAACUCGAAGAAAGACUACAGUGAAAGCUGAACCUCAGUCGACUUCACUGAUGGUGUCCCGUUCUUGUCGUUCGACGAGCAAAUCUCUUGCCGGAGAAAUGGACCAGGAAAACCUUAACAAGAACGUUGCUCAAGAACCGAAGACUAGCACUGUCAAGUUUGAAGCCAAUGUGCCCAAAACGCCUGCAGCACGAAGCACAAGGAAAGCUUCAGUACCAACUUCUUGUGCUAAGAAGGAUGAUUUGGUCCAGUCGGUGUAUAGCACUAGGAGAUCAACCAGGCUGUUAGAAAAAUGUAUGGCUGAUCUGAGUUUGAAGACUGGAGAAACUUUGGAUAAGCCUGCCAAGAAUGAAGUUACAGAACAAAAAAUAUCUGUGCAGGAGAAGAAUCCAGCUGGUUCAGAGGCUGAAGUUAUCCCAGGUAGAGAUUUAAGUGUUUCUAUGGAACAAGUAUGGGAGAACUUGAAAAAUGUUAGUGACCAGGUAGUUGGAGAUCUUGAGGUAUAUGUUGAUAUUGCUGCUAUGGAUGCAAACACUGAGGUCAACAAGGAAGAGAUGAGUGAAGUUAGAGCUGAUGAAAAAGAAUGUGAGAAUAGCUUAGUCAAAGUAGACAAACAAGAAGAAACUUUGCAGGCUAUGUGUAAGAAGAAGAAUGACAGUGAUCAGGGAAUUGGAGAUCUUGAGCUUGAUGUUGAUUUUGGUGCUAUUCCUGUCUUGGAACAUGCAAACACUGAUGAUAAUGAGUUCAAGAACGUUUUAGCUUUGGGCAGUUCAGUAGACGCACAAGAAACAGAACAGGCAAUUCAGGAGAAUGGCGCUGAACCUGAGAAAAUCAACAAGUUCGAUGAAGAAGACACAAUGGUGAAUGCUGGUGAUUCAGAAACUGAGGCGGAAGAUAAUUGUGGUGUUGACUCAGACGGCACUAUCUCUGAAGCUGAUUCGAACCAAGCCGUAUUGGGAUCUGAUAUUGCCGAUGAAGAGAUGACUCUUUCGGAAUCAGAAGGCUCUGUUGCCAGUGCUCCAAAUUCUCCUCCUCUUCUUGAAAAGGCUGAAGUCAAAACAACUCCGUUAUCUCCAUUUGCAGAAGAAUCAAUCUCAGUUCAAUUUCCAAGACCAAGCAAAUCAACAACUCCAUCAAAGAACUCGGCUCUGAAGCUGGUCGAUGGCGAGAACAAAGAGAACAACAUGGAGAUAAUGAUGAGGGUGGAUGUUAACAAUAAUGAGAAUGGAGAGAAGAAAGGUGAAGAGGCUAAGAAGAAGAAGAAGAAGGUCAGGAUCGAUGAAGAGAACUUGAAAAAUAAGAGCAUUAGGCAACUGACGGAGAUACUGAAGAAUCUUACUAUAAAGGACAGUAAGAGAACUGCGUUGCAGAUAUUGCCUGGUAAUAAUCAGACUGCAGAAUAGAGAGAGAGAGAGAGGCAGAGUUGACUCAAAAUGUGCUUGUUGUUGUUCUUGUUGUCCGAUCAGACAGAUAAACGAAAGUGUUUCCUUUGUUGACACUUUUGGUUUGAAUAAAAAACUCAAUUUGGAAAAAAGAUCUGUGUUUCAUAUUUUCUUUACA
Capsella rubella is the source of this 1921-nucleotide messenger RNA. RefSeq lists its product as uncharacterized. Lineage: Eukaryota; Viridiplantae; Streptophyta; Magnoliopsida; Brassicales; Brassicaceae. The coding region runs from base 163 to 1764 and encodes 533 amino acids. The record is from RefSeq and is a predicted model, not a curated record. The transcript is spliced from 5 exons.